CUUGGUUUUAAUAACUAUGUGGAGUCCAUGAGUGAUACUAUUUCUACUGUUUAGCAGCAAUGUGUGAUAUAUGUUGCUCGUAAUAACGAGAAACUCCCACACUUUUGCUUGGGUGGACCCACUGGAUUUGUUUGGGAACUUAUUUAGGAUGCCUUUGUUGCUUGACUCCUCUCAACAUCAUGUAGUGGUAAAUAAUUCUCCGAAAUUCGCAGUUUACAGCAUCCUCCACUCAACAUUGAUUUUGACCUUCGAUGUUUAAGUCAGAUCAUCAAUUUGAAAGUCCGUGAUCAAUCACCCACACCAUUUGGCACAUUACAUUCAGCUACUUGUGAACGAUCCCUAGCUAGCUAAGCAAUCAUCAUGCCAUGAUUUUGGUCCCAAAAUGUAUCUCGUAUUUCAAACAGUCACUCCGGUGUUUUUAUCAUUCUUUGAUCCGAGCAAAACAAAUGCAAUAGGAGUUGGAAGAUAAGAACUUGAGUUUAUGUACAUUGUACUCUGGAUAAACGUCACCAACCUUCUCUGCUAGACUGGUGAGCUUCAUGACCUGCUAUAAAUUACUUCAAAGCUUAUUUACACAUUUGUAAAAAGUACUGUUUUUGUUUGAACUGCUGCCUUCUGUUAAUCUGGAAUUAGAGUUUGCUGUUGAAAUACUUAUUUCAGUAUACCUUAUUUUAAAACUGAUAUUUUAUUGCAGUCGAGUGAAGAUUAAAAAAAGUAAUUUUUUCUUUCCAUUUACUGUAGUAUGCCACCAAAAAAGAAUUCAAAAAGCGAUACAGCAAUAGUGAGAUCAAUGACUGAAAUGCUUAAAGACUAUGAACAUCGAGUUGAGCGUUAUGAAACAACAGUAUGUAAUUCAAUUAGAAAGUGUUUUAAAAAAGCUUUGGAAGAAGAUCGUCCUGUGACAAGAUUUUUAGUUGAUCCACAAGAUCGUCGUAUAGUUGAAUAUUGGGACGAUGACAGACUGAUCGAAGCUCUUAAAGAAGACACCGAUGAAGGUGUAACUAUCAAGAAGAAGAAAGUUAGAAGUAAACCAGUGAAAGAAGACAAACCAUUAGUUAAACUGUUACCGUUAAUUGAAUCUAUACGUGCAAGACGAUAUACACUGAUACAAGAAUUAUUUGUAUGGGACUGUCAUGUUGAAAAUGAUGACAUGGUAGCAUUGAGUGGACUGCUGAUUAAAGGAUGUUAUGCUAUUACGCGUCUUGAACUAAUCGACUGUUUUCUAGAUGCCAAGAGUAUUGGUACACUAGUCGCUAAUACUGCAGUCUCCAAGUCAUUACGUGAAUUAUGCUUAGAUUUUAACGAGAUUGGUGAAAGUGGUUGUCGUGUAAUGUGUAAUGGUUUAGCCAAAAGUCGUUUUCUUGUUCAUCUAAGUUUGUGUUUCUGUGGCCUUACAAAACAGUGCGGUUUAUGGCUUGGAAAUCUAGUCGCAGAAACUGCAAUCAGAGUCGCUGCCUUCCGACAAAUGGAAAUCCUGUGCCCUACAGUAUUUGAUGGAGACAAAUGGAUCAUCAGGUAGGACUUUGAGGCAGUUGUGCAGUUGAGUGGCGUUCAAGAACCGUC
This is a messenger RNA of Trichobilharzia regenti, 1563 nucleotides long. The record is from the annotation of a GenBank genome assembly. NCBI's taxonomy places the organism in Eukaryota, Metazoa, Platyhelminthes, Trematoda, Strigeidida, Schistosomatidae.